AUGAACUGCGAGAAAUCCGGGCUGAAAACUCUUCCACCCCCAUUCCGUUUACAUUUGGAAACACUGCAUGUCGCCAAUCAGACAUUCGAUUCAACCCGACUCGGUCCCAAUGAGUUGGCUGUCUACACCAGUCCGGAAUACGGAGGACAAGUGAUUCUGAAAAAAUUGUUCAUCCGGUUUUGUAAUAUCAAAUCGAUUGAGCCUAAAGCGUUUCGCGCACUCGGGUCCACAUUGGAAAUGGUUGAUCUGACAGGAAAUCCGCUGAUUCAUGUAGGCGCCUACGCGUUUGCCGGUUUGGGUCCGUUGACGGUGGUUUUGGACAAUAUAGAACAACCGGAAUUCGACAAUGACGCAUUUGAGGACUGUCGAAUGAAAAGUCUGAUGAUGCAAUACUCUAAUCUGACCACUUUGCCUGUUCAAUCCCUUCUUUCACUAGCUAUGAAAGGAAGGCUGGAAAAAUUGCUUCUAAAAGGCAAUCGAUUUCGCUAUUUAGAUAGGCAGUAUGAACGUUUAUUCAACGAACUUUCCUAUUUUGAGGUGGAUGAAAAUCCAUGGCACUGUGAUUGUCAGUUGACGUGGCUUAUUCGACGCUACCGGCAAAUGCUUGAAAGUCGCGCUCGAGGCACACGACAUCGAAGUCCGAGUGUGGAUACCGGACCGGAAAUCAAACAGCCCCGAUGUGUUUCUCCCCCUUCGUUGGUUGGAAGAAAGUUCACAGAUCUAAUUACUGAUCUCAGUGAAGUGUAUUCCACAACACAUGUAAUCAAUCAACCAGGGAGGCACCCACCUCCAACUAUCCUGCAUUGUCCACCGCCACAAAUUGAACGUCUGGACAUUAAUUUAGAACAGUUUUUCACCGGAGAUCGACUAGAAUCCACAACAAAUUCUGGACACGAUCAAAAACAUUUGAAACCAGCUGCUCAUUUACGCUGUGCGGUUCGGGGUUCUCCACAGCUGUCUGUUAUAUGGCGUUAUCAUCAUCCCGGUAUGGGACCCACAAAUUUGCUCAAUACUAAUGUCACACAGCGUGCCGGACACGGUCGGAUGAACGGGUUAUCUGGAGCUGGUAGUUUUGAACCGUGGUUAGAUGACCGACGAGAAACUGAGACUGCAUUACGCGUGGAAAAAACGGGUGAGCUAGAUAUUUAUUCGUGUCUUGGUCAGGACGUUAUCGGGAAUGUGUCUGCCUUAGUGAGAAUCCAGUGGCCUCCCAAUCAAAUCCCUAUAAUUCCCCCGACCACAACUGCAUCCCCUGGAUCAACUGGUCGCAAAGGGGAAACAAAAGAUCGGUUGACAAAUCACACUCGUGAUGGUUCCAUCUCACCCGACUGGGCGACAAAAGUAAUUAUGUCUUCUCAGUCAGCUCUUCAUACUCCACAAUUCAGUUUGAGUCAAUUACUCGGCGCUAUCGCGGGGACGUUUUUAUCAACAGUUUUACUUUUUUUCAUUGUACACUGGACAUUACACUGUCGUAUGGCUGAUCGAGCUCGACAUAAAGAAUUCUCUGGCGAGAAGCAGCAAACAAAUCUGAUAGGUGUAUCACCGGCUGGCACCUCAUCGUCUCAAACUUCCUCUUCCAAUGCGAAACUUGUUCCGGCAGUCAAAAUGAGUGACUCGUCUGUGCACCCUUCUUCAGCUGCGGUUCCCAUGCAAAUCAAUCAGGAAGCACUUUCUCUGACCGCGAAUUUGUUCAACGCACAUGCAUAUCAUCAACUGAUCAACGGAGGUUUGCAAAACAUGGGUCACCACACAUUACCUAUGAACAUGGGUCAUGGAGGUGCCAUACCGAUCCCGACCGAUCAAUCUAAAUCGCAAUCUUCUCAUCAAGAUGAUUGUAAUACAUCUCAAUCCGCGGCCUAUGAACCCGUCGCUUAUUCCGAAGCCAAACCAAUGACCUACGACAUACCCUGGUUGAUCAAUAUGCAAAAUUCUCAACCGAAGGGCCCCAAUGAACAUCACCUUCCUCUACUCUUAAGUGGAAUGCUGACUGAUGUGAAUCGAUACGCGGAAACACCGGUUUCAUCUCACCCCGGGCUCAUUCAGUCCGCAUUGAUGAUACCACCACCACCGCCUAUACCCCAACCAUCGUUACCACCAUCAGCUCAAUCCUCGUUGACAUUGACCAAUGGUAUCAGUUCACGAAAUCCGUCCAUGACACAGAAAGAUAGCAAUUUAUUUGCUCUGCAGGCCUCUGGAUACCCAUAUCCCGGUUUCGUAUCCAACCCGGGUCUUUUCGAUUCCUCUCCGUCGUCCACAUAA
Messenger RNA from Echinostoma caproni, 2259 nucleotides. Lineage: Eukaryota; Metazoa; Platyhelminthes; Trematoda; Plagiorchiida; Echinostomatidae. The record is from the annotation of a GenBank genome assembly.